Prorocentrum cordatum is the source of this 615-nucleotide messenger RNA. The record is from the annotation of a GenBank genome assembly. NCBI's taxonomy places the organism in Eukaryota, Dinophyceae, Prorocentrales, Prorocentraceae.
GAGGUGCUCGCUUACCUCAAGAAGCUCGGGGUCGACAGCUCGGCCAUCGUGGCAGUCGGGGAGGCGGAGAAGACGGCUACGGAAGCAGUGAAGAAGAAGGCGAGGGUCAAUGAGAUCGAGCGGCAGAGAGAGGCCCUGGACGAGGAGCUCGCCACCGUCAACGGGUCCUUGGCCAAGGGGCGCGAAGACCUGGUUCAGGCUCAGGAGCUUCUGUGCACGGCCCACGCCAGCUUGUUCGAUGGCCCGCUCAAGGCCAUGUCAGCAGGACUCGCCUCGUCCGUCGCCGAGUCCACGGAGGGGAAGGCAGCGCUGGAGAAGCUUCAGCAGUUGCCGCGUGCUGCCGAGGAAGCGAAGUGCGCUGCUGACGACGCCGCAGCUGCCGCUGGCGCUUCUGCUUCUCCCCCAGGAGGGGGCGGCGAACGCGCGGCCGCCAAUGACGGCGACAGUGGGGACAUCGAUAUGGACCUGCUCGGAGGCGAGGACUUUGCCGAGCGCAAGCAGGCUUUUGACACCGCCGCCAAGGAGCUCGAGGCGCCCAAGGGAGGCCCCCAGGAGGUGCUGGACGCUGCCAAACGCAAGUACAUGGCAGCUGCCCAAGCCAUCGGAGUCAAGCGG